AUGUCAGAUAGAGGUUUCAGCACGGACUCUCCCAGAUACGUAGCCAAAGACACGGACAUGAGCGUGUCGAGUGUUACCCCAUCCCCGCCUCCAGCUAUCCCACCUCCUCCCGUCGGCGCCCUCCCCACGCCCGCUGACCCAAAGCUAGAAAAGGUGCCUGCUGGACUCCGAGCCCCGUACCACCCCCGGCCCCUCACCUCUACAUGUCUGAAGAAGCACUUCACUCCAGUCGGAGGCUUAUUCUUCCAGAAUAUGGCGGGUGCAAAGGCUUCCAUGGACUUUGCUCAGUGGCGUUCACCGUCGUAUGACAACACCAUCCCGCAGACUGACAAGGAGCAUCAAGACAUUGUCCAAAAGCUCGUGCUGGCUUUCAAAGACAUGUCUGCUGCCAAGGAUACUCCAGACAACGCCUACCGCAAGCGCUUGACGCCAGGUGAAGCAAUGUACUACCAGGACUGGGCCAUCGAGGCAUGUGCUUGGGACAUUCUCAGUAAGGUCAAAACCAUGCACACCGAAGGCUUCAAGGUAGCCAUCUACGACAAGAGCAUCGUUGACUCGAUUGGGCAAACCCAGUACUGGACGUUCCAGGAGCGCAUAGAGUGGAUCUGCGUUGUGUUGCGGACAUCCAAGAACGUUGCUGUUACUCUCAUGAAGAACGAGAAGACAUGGACGAUUCUCGGAGCCCCUCACAAGCUGUACCAUAGUACUCUCACCAAUGCCGUUGCAAACGCGCAUCGUGGCGUGUGGGUCAAGUCGGGGCGUGAGGCGGAUACUGAGCACCGCGCCCGUGCUAACAGCAAGCGCCAGAAGCUCAGUCAUGCUGUCGGCCAUGAGAACGAUGGCGCAAAAGACGCUAUGAACACUAGAGGUAAAGAGGGUAAUCCGGAUAUUGGCACUGCGCCGGCUUCUUCACUUGACAAGACUAACCACAUCAACACAUCAUCCACUCCCAUUCCCAACGCGGACAGCGUCAUGGCUGGCAAUCCUGUCUCCAUGCAGAACACUCCCCAGCUGGAACCCAUGCCCGGAAUCACAUACCACCCCGACACACCCAGAAUCCCGACCGAUCCGGAGAGGGAGCCUGCGCUAUCUCGUCCUUCGCACGGAGAACCCAGCACCCACUCUCUCGCUCCACACACUCGACUCUCGGCUUCCGAUACGCAGGAUCAGCACAAGGUUAAGUACGAUGCUGUUGACUUGGAGGGUGCAGAGAUGCUGGCUUCGCUGCAUACUGCUUGUUGA
Messenger RNA from Exserohilum turcica Et28A, 1242 nucleotides. RefSeq lists its product as uncharacterized. The coding region runs from base 1 to 1242 and encodes 413 amino acids. Lineage: Eukaryota; Fungi; Ascomycota; Dothideomycetes; Pleosporales; Pleosporaceae. The transcript has 5 exons. The record is from RefSeq and is a predicted model, not a curated record.